Messenger RNA from Pogonomyrmex barbatus (red harvester ant), 3244 nucleotides. Its product is annotated as ATP-dependent DNA helicase DDX31. Lineage: Eukaryota; Metazoa; Arthropoda; Insecta; Hymenoptera; Formicidae. Gene Ontology annotation, molecular function: RNA helicase activity; ATP binding; nucleic acid binding. The record is from RefSeq and is a predicted model, not a curated record.
UGCGCAUGCGCCAGCACUGGCGCAGUUCGCCACAUGUUCUGCAACGUGCUUCGUAUCACUUCGUGUGUUUAUAACAUUCCUUUAUAGUUCGUAUUCUUUUUUUGCACAUUGUGCAUAAGGAAAAGUGAUUUUGUGAUAAACAAACUCCUCCAAUGACAAUUCAAGAUAUGGAUAUCUGUUUAAAUGUAACGACAGAUCCAGUUGUCGCAACGAAAAAGAACAAGCUGAGGAGAACUGAGUUGUCCAAAAUUAAAAGAUUAAAGAAUCAAUCUUUUCAUAAAGCUGCAAUAGUAGGUAGCAAGGAAUCAAAGAAAGAUGCGAAUACACAAGAGAUAGGGCACAAAAAAAGAAUUAAACAAAAGUUAUUAGCAACUAUCUUUGCAAAGAAAUUGAAAGAAGCAAAUGCUGUCGUUCGAAAUGUACAGCAGUCUAAAGUUUUAUUGCAAGAUAAAGAUGCAACAGUGAAAAAUGUAGAGAAAAUUGAACAAUCUGAAACAAAUAAGAAAGAUGUAAAAUCUGAAAAAUUUCCUUCUAUUGCAAACUCUGAUUUUGUAAAUGAACCAACUAUAUCCUUUACAAAAACGAAAGGACAUAUUGGUAAAGUACUAUUGGCGAAAAAAAGAGACACUUUAAAACAUGAACCAAAGAAAUCACUUUCUAAUAUAUUUUCAAGUUCAAUAAAAGAUCAAAAUAAAUCAACUAUAUUAAACUUGACUCAAGAACAUGAAAUGUCUAAAGAUAAUUUUAAAUUAAACAAAGAACCCAAAGCAGUAAAUAAAAAAGAAUCAAUUUUAAAAACCCCCCAAAAGAUAAAUAUCUUAGACAAAAGGAAGAAAAGAAAAUAUAAAGAGGAAAUUGUGAGUAAUGACAAAGAAUCUGAUAAAACUCCAAAAUUAACACAUAGAGGCAGUGGGAAAAUUUCUUCUUUGUUUGGUAAUAAUCCUGAUGUACCAACUAUAGGCCAGCGAUUUGUAAAACCUGUAAAUGAACCAGUUUUUACAGAGAUCACAUUUGCAGAUCUUAAUAUACAUCCAUAUAUGAUAUCAAACUUAGAACAGAAUAUGGGUAUAACUAAAAUAACAACAGUUCAACAAAAAGCGAUCCCUCAAAUAUUCUUAGCUAAGGACGUGUUAAUAAGAUCUCAGACUGGAUCUGGGAAGACAUUAGCAUAUGCUUUACCCAUUGUUGAACUAUUACACAAAAUUAGACCAAAAUUAAAUAGAAGUAAUGGUUUAUCAGCUCUUGUUGUAGUACCAACAAGAGAAUUGGUUUUACAGACAUACGAAUGUUUUGUAAAAUUGACUAAACCUUUUACAUGGAUUGUACCAGGCUAUAUAAUUGGUGGAGAAAAAAGGAAAGCGGAAAAAGCUCGGUUACGAAAAGGACAUAAUAUACUGAUAUCCACUCCUGGUAGAUUAUUGGAUCAUAUAAAGAAUACAAAAGCAUUGAAGUUAAAUAAUGUUAAAUAUUUCGUGUUAGAUGAAGCUGAUAGAAUGCUCGACAUGGGAUAUGAAAGAAACAUUUCUGAAAUAGUAAGUGCUUUAAAGGUAUCAUGCUCUAAUGACCAGUCAGGAUACGAUGCUAUGAAAAUAUUGAAGGAACAUAGUAAGAAGAAAUUUACAGAUGAAGAAUGUGAAGAAAUGUUAAAGGAAGAUACUAUAAAAUCUAAAAUAGAAGAAAAUAAAACCGAGGAAAAUAGAAAGAAACAAGUGUAUCAUUCAAGUGAUGACAACGACAGUGAUCAAGUCGUUAAUAUCAUUCAAACGAAAAAAAGGAAAAGAGAUACAAAAUAUUCUACUGUGAAUCAAAAAUCUGAUUCGAAAACGGAAAGUGUUCGUAACACUGAGCGAGAUUGUGAAAAUCAAUUGAGAAGACAGACAAUUUUAUUAUCCGCGACUCUGACACAAGCCGUUGAAAAAUUGGCGGGUCUCACAAUGGAUGAUCCGAUCUUCGUUGACGCGGCUAAAGAGAAUGUAGAAAUGAGUGGAGGAGAUGCUAGUGAAAUUAACGAAGAUCUAAUAGUUCCACAAAGUGUAAUUCAGACUUACAUAGUCACCCCACCAAAAUUAAGAAUGGUCACUCUAAGCGCUUACAUUGCCGGGAGAUGUCAGACUCCUGGGCAACAUAAGAUAAUAAUUUUUAUGGCCACGCAAGACAUGGUAGACUAUCAUACCGAAAUUUUAUCUUCCGUUCUUACGAAACCAACAGAUGACGACGAAGAUUCUGACCCGUUAGUUGAUGUAGAAUUCUUUAAACUUUAUGGUAAUAUGACGCAAAAGGAACGAACGGAGGUCUUCAAAACUUUUAAUCAAGCAAAAAGCGGUGUACUACUGUGCACGGAUGUCGCAGCUCGUGGCUUAGAUAUGCCGAAGGUGGAUUACGUUAUCCAGUAUACGGGUCCAAUUUCGGCUAGAGAUUACGUUCAUCGAAUCGGUAGAACCGCGCGCGCGGGAUGCUCCGGCACCGCGACAAUCUUCCUGACACCUUCGGAGAUCGAGUUCGUGCGGAUGCUCGAGUCGAGGCGUAUCAGAAUCAAGCAGCAGGACAUGAACGAUGUUCUGGAUAAGCUACUGGGACCCCUCUCCAAGCACAACUCCGUGCAGGCAGCGGCUGUCGCUCUCCAGAACGAUUUCGAAGAUUUAGUGUUGGAAAAUCAGCAGCUUGGCGCGAAAGCGUGUAAAGCAUACGUCUCCUGGGUGCGUUUCUAUUCGAGUUAUCCGCGCGACAUGCGUGAGAUAUUCAAUCGAAAGGAACUUCAUUUAGGUCACUAUGCCAAGAGUUUCGCAUUGAGGGAUCCACCGCAACGAAUUGGCGGAAUCGGCAGGAAGUUGCGCGAGAAAGAAAUCUCGACACCUAAGCAUAAUAACCGUUUAUCGAACAAGACAUCUGACGGAAUGCCGCAAAAGAAGGAGAGGUCUCAAGCUGGCGACGGGCAAAGAACGGGAUUGUUGAAGAAGGUCAGAAUGCUCAACACCUCCGAAUACGAUAGCGGCCUCGAACCCCUAAAGAAGCCAAAGAAGUAUUCGAUUAUACACCUUGUAAACAGAAACAUUACGUAUUCACAAGGAGCGAUUUCACGUCUGUGAUUCGCUCCCUGUAAAUACGCACUCGCAUGUUUUUAACCUUGACAUCUUAUUGACAUUUUAUUAUAAAUGUUAAAUAUUAUAGGCUAAUUUGUUCCUAUUUAUUAACCUUUCAAAUACUAGUUAUCUUUUCGGAAUUUCUAAUAUUAAAAUCACCAAAA